UGGAGAAGUCAUCUAAACAGGAAAAUAAUAUUAAAGCCAUGUACUUACGGCUAGAUUACUUAACUGAGAAAUUUUCACAGGAGAAACCUGAGAAACUACAUCUUGAUGACAUACUAAAUGCUGACGGCAUCAGUUAUUGGACAAAGAUAGUAGAAGGGAUGGAAACAUGUAUCUUUCCUUAUAAGGACCUUACUAAAAAUGAGUACGAUAAAUUUUUGAAAUUUGCAAAAUUACUCACACAGAGGGCUAAAGAGAUCUACGGCUGGACCUAUACACAAAAAUUUAGUGGCCUAAAGCAUAGUGAUAAAGAACUAGAGGCAGAAGAAGUUAAAAGAAGAAGCCAAAUGUGUCCGGAGAAAAGGCUAUUAGAAGCUGAAAGACGAGACUUUUCCUUCAUUCCUAUGGUUGUCCAUCUCAAGAGAAUUUUCCAGAAAAGUAGAAACGAUAUGGAAAAAGAAAUGGAUACUUUGGAGCAAAAAUUAAUAAAAACUGAAAGACAGGCUAGGAUUCAGCCAGAAGAGGAACACAUAGAGGAACAUGAGCCAACGCCUGAAAAGGGAGCUUGCCAAACAGAAGUAUCUGUUAUACUUUGUGACAUACACGGUAUUGUGCAUGCAUUCAAUAAGAACAGUGCAAAACUAUUCCAUGUAUCUAGUGAGUUAUUAAAAGGAAAAUAACUUCUUUAACCUGAUGUCACCAUACAGCCGAAGUUAUUGAUUCCAAAUCUAUGGUGAAUCUAUUUUUAAGGAUCUCAGACAAACUUCAAGGACCAUAAGAUACAGUUUACCUCACAUAGAUGACGUAGAUAUAGAUAAUUUCUUUGUCCUAACGUCAAAAAUUACUUUGUUUAAGCCAAAAAGAAGAACUGGGAUAAGUCAUGAUCAGUAUAUGGUAAGAAUUUCAACUAGAACAUCCUCGAAGGCAAACAAAGAAAAGCUCUACGAGUCCUACACCAGAGCAAGGAAGGAAAUCAGAGAGGAAGAUCAAGGGGGUGUUAGUUUCAUUGACAGUAUCCCUCCUUAUUCAGCUCCGCUUCUAAGACUAGAGCCUUAAGAUAUUCAUCAAAAUUCAUUGGCUCAUUAAUUUUGCUAUAUAUUU
Moneuplotes crassus is the source of this 1098-nucleotide messenger RNA. The record is from the annotation of a GenBank genome assembly. Lineage: Eukaryota; Ciliophora; Spirotrichea; Euplotida; Euplotidae.